UCAUCGUUUCCAACUCGGAACUGGCCAGAGAAGUGUUGAAGGAGGAGGAUCAGCAGUUGGCGGAUCGGCACAGGAGCAGAUCCGCGGCUAAGUUUAGCAGGGACGGCCAGGAUCUUAUCUGGGCAGACUAUGGGCCUCACUACGUUAAGGUGAGGAAGAUGUGCAAUCUCGAGCUGUUCACUCCGAAGAGACUCGAAGCUUUGAGACCAAUCAGAGAGGAUGAGGUCACCGCCAUGGUUGAGUCCAUUUUCGUUGACUGCACCCGACCCGAGAAUGCUGGGAAAAGUUUGUUGGUAAAGAAAUACUUGGGAGCAGUGGCAUUCAACAACAUAACCAGGCUAGCGUUCGGGAAGCGAUUUGUGAAUGCAGAGGGCAUAAUGGACGAACAAGGCUUGGAGUUCAAGACCAUUGUUGCCAAUGGAUUGAAGCUGGGUGCUUCACUGGCCAUGGCAGAGCAUAUCCCCUGGCUUCGCUGGAUGUUCCCAUUAGAGGAAGAGGCCUUUGCCAAGCAUGGUGCACGAAGGGACCGUCUGACUCGAGCCAUCAUGGAGGAGCACACCCUUGCUCGCCAAAAGUCUGGUGGUGCCAAACAACACUUUGUUGAUGCAUUGCUCACUAUGAAGGAUAAAUAUGACCUCAGCGAAGACACCAUUAUUGGACUCUUGUGGGACAUGAUCACUGCAGGAAUGGACACGACAGCUAUCUCAGUAGAGUGGGCAAUGGCCGAGCUAAUCAAGAACCCAAGAGUACAACAAAAGGCUCAGGAGGAGCUAGAUCGAGUGAUCGGAUUUGAACGGGUAAUGACAGAAACUGACUUCUCAAGCCUACCCUACCUCCAAUGUGUAGCAAAAGAGGCAUUAAGGAUGCACCCACCAACCCCUCUGAUGCUCCCCCACCGAGCCAAUGCUGACGUCAAGAUUGGCGGCUAUGACAUCCCAAAAGGCUCCAACGUUCAUGUGAAUGUCUGGGCAGUGGCACGAGACCCGGCAGUGUGGAAGAACCCAUUGGAGUUCAGGCCGGAGAGAUUUCUGGAGGAGGAUGUAGACAUGAAGGGUCAUGAUUUCAGGCUGCUGCCAUUUGGAGCAGGGAGGAGGGUGUGCCCUGGUGCGCAGCUGGGCAUAAACCUGGUCACCUCCAUGUUGGGUCAUUUGUUGCACCAUUUCGUCUGGUCUCCGGCCGAGGGUCUGAGCGCAGAUGAGAUUGACAUGGCUGAAAACCCUGGAUUGGUUACUUACAUGAGGACGCCUAUACAAGCUGUGGCCACUCCACGGUUGCCUUCUCAUUUGUACAAACGGGUGCCUGCGGAUAUCUAAACAUCCUAAACCGCUGGCUUCCAUCUGCUACUUGGUCCUUGUAGUUUUUCAGGUUUCGGAUUAUGAAAAAGGAAAAACUUCACUUUAGAUUUUAAAGAGUUCCUAAGUGAUCGACUGUAUGAAGCAGCACUUUUUAUACUGUUAAUUGCAUUUUUUUUUUCUCUAAAGAACAUUACAGUGAAAUUUAUCUCAUUAUAGUAAUUGGGACGAUAA
Messenger RNA from Carica papaya (papaya), 1526 nucleotides. It is a transcript of the gene CYP98A3, whose product is annotated as cytochrome P450, family 98, subfamily A, polypeptide 3. The record is from RefSeq and is a predicted model, not a curated record. NCBI's taxonomy places the organism in Eukaryota, Viridiplantae, Streptophyta, Magnoliopsida, Brassicales, Caricaceae. Gene Ontology annotation, molecular function: iron ion binding; heme binding; oxidoreductase activity, acting on paired donors, with incorporation or reduction of molecular oxygen.